AUGUCAUCAAUACGACCAACAGUACCCAUGCUGAACGGCAACGUAUCAAAAGAGGUUCCAGUGCCCUCGUUCCACUCAAGCUCAGUGUCAACAGCUAGGCCGUCUGCUGCGCUGUCACACUCGCGUGUCCCUUCUAUGGCUUCUUGGACCAGACACGGUCCGAUCAUCAACUCCAGAAUUUCCGAAUUAAGGAGACAAGCCCUGGCAAGAGCUCAAGCAUCGCCAACCACAAGUUUACGUCGGUCGUCCUUGCGACCUAUGACGAGGCCCUCUUUGCCUUCUGCAACACCACGGCCAAUCUCAGCAAUACCACAGACAUCUCCAACUGCACCCCCGACAUUCCCGACAAUACAACGUCGGUUCGAACCUUCUUCUACACCCGUCAGUCUAGAAACGCCCCACGGUCGUGUGAAAAUCCAUUAUCCUAUGAUCAUGACCGACCAGAUCUUCCGAAACACGCGUAUGUGGAUGGACGUCUACCCUGACUGCGGAUACAACUUCCAAGUAGAAGCCUUUGUCGACCGAGCUGGUCAUGCUCCCGCAUCCAUAGAUUGCGGAACUUUCUUGACUCUCGAAGAGGCCAACCGUACUCUCCUCCAGACCUUCUCGGUAGCGCCAUGA
Truncatella angustata is the source of this 621-nucleotide messenger RNA. RefSeq lists its product as uncharacterized. The transcript has a single exon. NCBI's taxonomy places the organism in Eukaryota, Fungi, Ascomycota, Sordariomycetes, Amphisphaeriales, Sporocadaceae. The coding region runs from base 1 to 621 and encodes 206 amino acids. The record is from RefSeq and is a predicted model, not a curated record.